AUGGACGAACCCUCAGAUUCCGUUCGGUCACUGAGGCACACUAUCAAUAAUCUUGCAGAGACGUACCAAGCCAGAGGAUGGAAUGAGGCUGCUGUGGAGCUGCAAGGGAUAGUGCCUUUGAUAGACACAAGACCAGUGGAAUCGAGUUCUCAGUUUAAACCGUCAUCUGAUCCACUCGACCAACUGGAGACGUUGGUCAAACAACAUCUCAAUUCUCGAAAAUGGACCUGCGCAUUCGAAAUUGCAUCUGCCUUGCUUGGGUAUUAUGAACCCCUGAAUGGUGAGGAGGAUCUGAAGACGAUGAGUGCAAUGCACAACCUAGCCUCAGCAUACUGGGGCCUAGGCGAGUUUGAUGCAGCAGCCAGCCUCGGUCUGCGUGUGACGAAUCUCCGAAAGAAAGUCCUGGGUGAGAGAGAUCCUCAGACCUUAGCAUCUAUGUCAAAUCUUGCAUCCGCAUACAGAAACCAAGGGCGGCUGGAGGAUGCUCAGCGGCUCGACGCUCGGGUUGUGGAGUUGAAAUCCCAAGCCAUGGGCAUGAAAGACCGCUCUACAUUGAUUUCGAUGAUAAAUUUAGCAACGUCAUAUUCAGAGCAAGGCAAAUUCAAGGAGGCAGAAGAGUUGAACCGAUCGUUGGUGGAGAGGGCAGAAAGUCUCCUAGACGCAACGGAUCCCUCCAUGUUGACAAUAAAAACAAAUUUAGCGGCGGCCUACCGUGACGAUGGGCAAUUUUCACUGGCCCAGCAACUUGAUCAAGAAGUUCUUAGGGCGAGGCGCAAGUCUUUGGGCUCACGUCAUGAGUUGACCUUGAUUUCGAUUGCCAAUUUGGCAUCUACGUACCGUUGCCAGGGGAGUUGGAUGGAGGCGGAAGGUCUAGAUCGUGAAUUGGUUGAGGCUAGUGAAGCUGUACUUGGCAAGAAGCAUCCACAGACACUAAUGUCGAUGAGCAAUCUUGCGUCCACGUGUCGCGGCUUAGGGUGUCUGGAAGAAGCGAAGGAGCUUGGUGAAAAGUCAUCAAACGCUAUGAGAGAGGUACUAGGCGACGAAAGUCCCCAAACCUUAGUAGCUCUGGCAGACCUAGCGAGUACAUAUCAAAUGGAUGGAAAGAUGGAGGACGCGGCUCAAUUGAUGGCACGAGUUGCAGAGUCGAUGAAGAAUUCGCUGGGCGAAGAGCAUCCAUAUACACUAAGUGUCAUAUCCAACCUUGGCUUUAUCUACCAGUCACAGGGGAAAUGGGACCGAGCUGGUGAUCUUGCCGAGACUGUCUAUUCUCGGCGUCAGGAAAUACUCGGUGGGGAACACCCAGAUACUAUUGCAGCUUUUGAAGAUGUCAGACGAAUCUCCUGGGUUGAGGCAGCGGAUCGGAAUACCACAGCAAUGAUGUCCAAAUAG
Messenger RNA from Penicillium manginii, 1389 nucleotides. Its product is annotated as ATPase P-type K/Mg/Cd/Cu/Zn/Na/Ca/Na/H-transporter. The transcript has a single exon. Bases 1 to 1389 code for a protein of 462 amino acids. Gene Ontology annotation, molecular function: protein binding. Lineage: Eukaryota; Fungi; Ascomycota; Eurotiomycetes; Eurotiales; Aspergillaceae. The record is from RefSeq and is a predicted model, not a curated record.